Purpureocillium lilacinum is the source of this 2190-nucleotide messenger RNA. The record is from RefSeq and is a predicted model, not a curated record. Lineage: Eukaryota; Fungi; Ascomycota; Sordariomycetes; Hypocreales; Ophiocordycipitaceae.
AUGGACGGCUCACACUUGCCCUUCGACGCCCACAUGGGCGCGGCGUCUUCUUCGGCGGCCGGCAUGGCUUCCCUCUCGCUCGACUUUGACGCAUUCAUGGCCGCUGAUCACUCCGCCUCACACGGGCUUGGGCCUUUCGAGCCUUGCGUCCACGACGACGCGUGCCUGGACAACCACCACCAUUUUCGUCAGCCGAAAGCUAGCAACAAGCUCAACAGCAGUUUCGCCCAGCCGUAUCAAGCCGGCGUGCCCGUGUCGGCUGGCAGAGGCCACGGCCAGUCUGCGCAGCAACGCAUUCCGGCAACAGCACCCACCUCCCCUACUCUGGACAAUGGCCAGCCCUACACCUGGGAAAGCCUCUUCAACGACCAUGCCCUGGACAACGCUGCCUUGCACACCGAGAACUUUGGCUUUUGUCAGGAUGACGACUGUGCCUCUGAAUGCAGCUCCGCGUGUGAUGGGAGCUGUCCCAGCCAAUGCGGGGAUACCGGCCAUGGCAUCUGCUGUGACGACGAUGCCUGUGGCAGCCCCAAUUUGUGUCUUGACGAGGCAUGUCAAGGUGCCAGCCACCCUUGCAACGACGAGAGUUGUCUAGCCGACAAUGCCAGCGAGGCACCCUCCAAACCAAACCCUGCCAUGACGGACGGCGACAAGGCUGCCGCCGCUGCCCUGGCUUCCUUCGGUGAUGGUCAGCUUCAGAUGAUGCAGGACGCUCAAGCUGGCUUCAUGCAAGCCUCGCCCACCGCGCCACCACCGACUCGGGACGGGCAGAUGUCCUUCAUGAACCUUCCCCAAACCCUGCCGUGCGGGAGUCUCUCGCUGGACUCCAUGUAUCCAAGCACGUCGCCUGGCUUCUCACACCAGCAGUUCCAAAUGGCUUUCGAGUAUGCUCUUGCGAACCAUAUCAUGCAGUAUCACGACCCGUCACGCGGCAUGGCUCAUGCUGGUAACUGCCUGGCAAACGACCCGGGCCAGUUCAUCUCCAAAUGCACACUGCCAAAGUUCAGCGCCAACGACAACGUCACCGACCCAUACCUCUCACAGCUUCAGGGCGGACAUGAAUGUGGUUUUCAGGUCCAAGACCCGAACGCGUUUGCACAUCACAUCUUUGAAGAGCACAGGCCUGCACUCAUGCUCCAUGCUCAACAUUUUCGACAACCUGGAGUACCACAGUCUAACAUCCAUGUCCAUCACGGUGUUUCCCAUCAUCAUGGGUCGCACACUGGGUCUCAUAUGGGCAGUCAAAUGAUCCAAGGAAAGAACUUCUCACCCUCGCCAUCGCCACUGGCGGCCUUGUCCAUGGGCCCGUCUCUCUCAACGACGCCAUCGUCGUCUCUCGCAACCCCUUCGCCUCUUGAAUCGGAGACUGGCUUCACUGAACCGAGCUCUAGCGCCAGGUCUAAGAGCCCUCACGCUGAGUCGAAACCACACAUCCUCACAGAGGAGGACCAGUUCAGGUGUCGAUGGGUUAUGGGCGAUGGCAGCGGCAUCUGUGGCCAUCGCUUCGACAAUGACGAAGAACUGCAAAAGCACUGCAAGCUGGAUCAUCUCAAGCCGCUAAAGAAAGUCCGUGGUGGCUUCCGGUGCGGCUGGGAAGGCUGCACGCGAGACACGUGUUUCACUCAGAGGAGCAAGGUGGAGCGUCACAUGCAGGUGCACACUGGAUACAAACCGGUUCAGUGCACCAUAUGCGGUGCAGCAUUGUCUGCAAAGCAAGCCCUUGAUCAACAUAUGAGAAUACACACGGGCGAGACGCCGUGGGUGUGCAAGUAUCCCGGCUGCGGUUGUGCUUUUAAGCAGCAAAGCGCCCUCACCAUGCAUGAGCGGACACACACGGGCGACAAGCCUUUGGAAUGUGAAAUUUGCGGCAAGAGGUUUAGCGAAUCCUCCAAUCUGUCCAAGCAUCGCCGCACCCACAAUGUCAAGGGCAUGCAUGAGUGCCAGCUCUGUGGCAAGGACUUCCACAGACUGGACCAGCUACGUCGACACAUGGGCACGAACCACAAGGAUAGACCAGCCGAAGUGGAUGCUCUCCUGAGCAAGGCCAAGAGCAAAAUGCAAGCUCAAAAAGUGUCCAAGGCGGCGCGGAAAAACAAGGGCAAGGGGGACGCGGACGGCCUGAGCGCCGAUGCCCUCGAAUUGAUCGAGGAUCAUCUGGAGAGCGUUGUUAUCGCUCAAGAUUCAUUAUGA